UUAAGGCUGGGGGGCGGUGCUUAUUACUCAAAUAAAUGUGCUAAAUUCUUGUUUACUUUUACUUACAUUUAUUUUCGGUGACUUAAUGGUGAUGUCUUAAUAGAAGGCAAAUUAAAAAUACUGAAAAAUAAGACAUGUUAGUGUUGGUGGAAUUUUAAAGAACCCGCUCCGGAGCUUCCUGUUUAUGUGGCGUCGUGUCAAAGUGAUAAGCAUGGCGGACGCGGAGGAAGGUUUAGAAAAAGCCAGUGCCGUUCCUCAGAUGGACAACAGUAAACUGAGAGCUUCUGCACCGAGAGAGGGACAGUCUUCGGAAUGCAAGAGCUCGGAGCGGAAGGCCUCGGAAUACUGCGCCAAAGUGCAGGAAUGGAUGUGGCAAUGUUACUGGCAGCAACUCCAGUGGCACAGCUGGGCGGCUUUCGCCUUUACUUCGCCACCGCAUCUCUGUUAUAACUCGCAGACGCCGAACCAGGCCUCGCAGGCGCCGGGAUGGCAAGGGAGCACGGGGGUGACCGACCCACGAAACUGGCCCAAUAGCACAAACCCCGUUCUCUUCCCCGGACAGGCGCCCGUGGGUACUCCAGGACAGGGGACACCUGCAACGGCCCCAGCUUCAGCUCGACCUGCAGGGCAACAGCAUGGAAACGCGCCUCAAGCAGGUCGUGAGUAUACCAUUCCUUCUCCACUGCAUCGGUUCAUAGCUGAGAUGGUUGACUUCUUCAUCCUUUUCUUUAUAAAGGCAGCAAUUGUCUUAAGCAUAAUGCACUUCAGUGGAAUGAAGGAUGUCUCCAAGUUUGCUAUGCAUUACAUUGUAGAAGAUAUUGAUGAAGACACCUCCAUGGAGGAGCUGCAGAAAAUGAUGAUUGUCGCCCUUAUCUAUAGAGUACUUGUUUGUUUCUAUGAGAUAAUUUGCAUUUGGGGUGCAGGUGGAGCAACUCCAGGCAAAUUUUUGCUUGGACUUCGAGUGGUCACAUGCGACACCUCUGUGCUUGUGCGGCCGAACAGGGUGCUGGUCAUCCCAGCAUCAAAUGUCAGCAUGUCUGCGUCUACGGUGCGUGCGCUGAAUAAAAAUUUCUCCAUUGCCUUCUUUUUCCCUGCAUUCAUCACACUGCUGUUUUUCCAGCACAACCGGACCGUAUACGACAUUGUCGCAGGGACAAUUGUGGUGAAACGAAAUGGAGCAAGAUGAGCAGCCAAAGAACCCGAGCACUUGUAAGGUUUCAUGUCCUGUGGAAGCGUCUACGUUUUUUGCAACAAGAGCAGAAGCUUGUGUGAAGCGGCACAAAAGGAGAAGGCAUGAGCGAGGCAGAAGGAAUGUUGUUGGGGAGGAGAUACUGAGAUCAAAGUAAGGGGAAGGUCCAAGUGGUUCAGACACACAACAUGCCAGACAAUGGAUAAUCCCAGUCAAAAGUUUAAAAAAACGAAACAAAUCCAGACGAGGAUCCAUCGAAAUCAAAACCUGUUGUUGCCUUUAUGGUGCCUGAGCAUAACGUAUAGGAAUGGGCAGAAGAAGGAGAUGAGCUACUUUUAUGUCCAGAGUUGUGUUCUAUUUAAAACAAAAGGCAUUCUUAAUUACUACAUUUUUAAAAAAUAAUGCAGGAUAUGAGCUUUGUGUAGUUCUUUCUGCAAUUUUUGUGGAGGAGAAGAAGAAUCUUUAAUGGUACAUGAUGGUAUUAUAUAAACGGUGUGUCUGCACCUUAAAAAUUUAGAGGACACUACAGGCCAAAAAUGUUCUGACAUUUUUUUUUUUUUUGCUUACUGCUUUAAAGGACUGAAUGCACAUUUCCAGAACUCGGCCCCCCAAUCUGCCAGUGUUUUAAUUGAUAGGGAAAACCUGUUUACAGGAUAAAAGAGAGAAAAACACACACACAAAUAGACAAAAAACGUAUUUUUAUACCGCAGUCUGUAGAACUCCUGGCACAGAAGGUGCCCCGGAGGAGAUUUAGAUUUUUGCUUUUGCUUUGCUCUGCUCAUGUCACUAAAGGGGUGUUGUAAUGGAAUUCUUUGCUACUUCGCCCAAUAUUAACAAAUCUAUUUUUUAAUAAUAAGAACAUUUUGUUUCUGAUUACUAUGGAGAGAAAAAAAUCAAGGUAACUUUAAUGUAUGCAUGUCGGCAGAAUGUGAAACACUUUAACUGCAGCUUGAUUAGGUAAGGCGGUCUUCCAGUUGUUCGCCAUAUUAUUUUUUUAACCUGAAUAAUGAAUGUUGGGGAAGUUUUUGCAUUUGCUUUUACAAUUAGGCUGGUUAUUCUAAGCUGAUUGAGAAGUGUAAAUAGACAAAAAUGGAACGAUAACAGAAAAUGGGCCUUAAAAAUGGUUUGGUGGGACGUCCCACUCCUGCUCAGUAAAUAAAAGUACAUGAUACCAGGUCUUAUUCAGCAAUACGGCAUUGUGAGCCGUUAACAGAUUUGGACACGUCUGUACUGUGUUUUGCAGUUUUAAAGCUUCCUUCCUUUCUUUUUUUGCUUCCAAUUGGGUUUGCCGACACAGACGUAACCACUAAUUUGAAAAGUUGAUACUCUGCAGUCGUAGUGCAGCAUGUCUUACAUUGGACAGUGAACAUUUUGCUUCCUGGACACUUUAGGCUGUAUCGUAUGGAUUUUGGCCUGUUGAUCGCCUUUUAAAUUUUUCUGUCGCGUACCAUUUUAUUACAAUGGCCUGUUUUGUGAUUUCCUCUCCUAUUAUUAUAAGUGUAUUACAACUGGAACAUCUGCGCUGAUCGAAUAGGAGUGGAUAUCAUGAGUCCUACAAAUGGGACAUACCUGCUAAAGUUUCUCAGGGCACACAAACCACGUCUUGUAAAACUGGAGAUCUAAGAAGGUGAAGGGUUUUGGAUACUUGAGGGCAGUCGUUUCCACAAAUAACUGAUGCCGAUUAUUAAAGUAGGCGUUUUUUUUUGUUGGUCCACAAACCAGACACGUCAGCAACGACGAGCAGUUAGAAGAUGUGCUAGCACAGUUGACGGAAAUCAAAUGGAAGACGUUCAAGGAUGUUGUUGAGAAUCUUGGUGGCAACUCCAGAGCACUAAGCUCCAGCCAGCUGGUUGCCAACAUACUUCAAGCAUACAAAACAAAAGUUCAACAUGUCAGUAAAGACUAAAUCGCCGCAUUCACGCUGGGACUACUUCUCUGCUAACCUUGGUGCAGUCCGUGAUGGAGAAGCCGUAUCAAGUCAAGUGGAGUCCAUCUGUUGUUGGGCACUUAAACGAGACGCAUCCGAGGCCGUCUACAAACCAGAAGCAGCAGCAAAACAUCGUUCACCCAAUUGAACUAAUGCAAUGUGCAAUCGGUCCCUAACCGAUUUAACACACUAGAUUCUAUAAAAGGGUGGCACAGUGGGUAGCUGCUGCCUCGCAGUUAGGAGACCCGGGUUCACUUCCCAGGUCCUCCCUGCGUGGAGUUUGUGUGGGUUUCCUCUCACAGUCCAAACACAUGCAGGUUAGGUGCAUUGGUGAUUCUAAAUUAUCCCUGGUGUGUGUGUGUGCCCUGUGGUGGGUUGGCACCCUGCCCGGGGUUUGUUUCCUGCCUUGUGCCCUGUGUUGGCUGGGAUUGGCUCCUGCAGACCCCCGUGACCUAUAAAAGUUAAUUUCAUGUGUCGCCCCUUUCCUAGCUGCCACAGUUAAUCUGUUUAUCACAAUUCAAGUUUUCAGGAAGCAAAAAAAAAGACUUGCUGUCCCGUGUAUUUACAUUAUUUUUCUCAAGAGCACGUUUGUUGUAAUGGAAUUAAUUUCCAAACGUUUUAUCAUUGAUCCGUGUUUAUGCAGUACCUCCCACUUCUUCUACUUUAGUGUCUUCGCUGUUUUGCCUGAGUGGAGGGGCACAGGUGACAUUCUUGUCAGAAACGCACCACCGUGGCAGUUGCUUCUGCCCUCAAGUCCAACUUUCUUGGUGCAUCUCGCAUUUAAAACAACCGCUCGGAGGAUUCGCUUUUUGUCUUUCAUAACAAAUUCUGUCACCGAUGGAGUGCGUUGUCGCGUUUUUUAUUUUUUUUUUAAUUUUGAGUUGUUCAGGUUUGAUCUUCAUGCCAACUCGCUCCAGAGCCCUCAGUAAAGUCUGCUUAUUGUUUCAUGUGAAUUGACAAAUAGUGAAAACUAAAGGUGGCCCCCGUGAAAUGUGUCCGGAUCAUGUUGUCCUCGCGUGCGCCGGUCACUGCCUUUUCGUUAUGAACAGAAGUCGUCUGAAUGUGCGACAUUUCAAAAUGGAGCUGGGCCUCUUGUGCGCCACAAGUUCAAAAAUGUGACGCAUGUAGAAAACGAGUUACAGGGGCCAACGUCUGACAAUUCGUAUUACGGGACUUGCUGGCUGGGGAGCUCCGCUAAUUCUAAGGCUUCUCAUGUGCAAAGCUAACUUGGGCUGUAAACGGACAGAAUGCCGCACUUCUCUAUAAAUGUUUACUGAGCUGGGGUGGGCAGCUUGAGUCCCGGGGGGUCUUUAGGUCUUUAUCAUUGGCUCAUUCACGACUGUUUAGUUGUUUUUCUAUAAUUGCAUUUCCUUUUCAGCCAAUUCUCCACUCGAAGUGGCCGUCCUGGUGAGUUUUCAUGUUAAUCAGUGUUUUACGAAAUGUGAAGAGCCGGUCGCGUUUUGAUGAUGAUGAUGAUGAGACUUCUUUAAAUGUAAUGAUGAAUGAUAUUUUAAAAAGACAAUUUACUGUGCUGCCCUCAAGUUAAGAAAUCCAAGUUCAAGAAUCAAUGUUGGAGUUUGUUUCUGCAGAAAUGUGUGUGGUUUGCUUUUUGUACAGUGGAUUGAGAAAGUAUUGACCCCUUCACUGUACCAGGUUGUAGAUUUCAUUUUAAAUUGAUAAUAUUGCUAGUACCCAUUAAUAACAAAUUGAAAGCAGUUUUCAGAAAGGUUUGGAAAUUUAUGAAAAAAUCAAAAACUGAACCACCUCAUUCAUACGAUUAUUCAGACCCUGAAUUUGGUACUUUGGGUGGGUCUCUUCAAGCUGUGCACACCUAGAUUUGGGCAGGUCCUCUCCAGCUCCGUUAGGUAGAAUGGGAAGCGCCUGUAAAGUGCCAUCUUCAGGUGUUCCCACACCUGGCCUACAGGGUUUAUGGGGGGCACUCCAGGACCCUCAGAGGCUUGUCCCAGUGCCACUCCUGCAUUGUCCUGCUCAAAGGUGCACCCAGUCUGAGGUUGUAGAAAACCCACUCCAGCGUGUGCACAAAGACUUUUGACCACUCUCCCUGUCUCCCCAUACUCUGAUACUGCUGCCACCCUGCCUCACCAUAGGGGUGGCAUCAGGUAGGUGAUGAGCCACAAGUAGCACUUUGAGGAGCUCUUUGGGCACAACUCCAACUAGAGAGGCUUUAUCCAAGCAGGACUUUGCCUUUCUACUCAAACACCAUUUAAUGAAUGCUGCUGCAGUGGUCUACCAAUCUCACAAGAGCACUUCUGAAAACUGCUUUAGUGUGACCAUGGGGGUUCUUGGUCACCUCCCUCGCCAAACUCGAUGGCCAACUCUAGGAAGGCAGGUGGGACGCUGAUGGUUCCAAACUUUUUCCCUUUCACAAUGAGUGAGGCCGCUCAAAGCUUCACAAGUGGUUUUUGUCUCCUUGCCCUCAUCACAGUUUGGUCCUGGAGGUGUGCAGCGCGCUCCCUGAAAGUCUCAACAUGCAGUGUGAAUUGUGGGGACACGUGUGCCUUUCCAAACAAUGUCAACUCAGUGUUUCCCCCCCAAGCGCACUCCAGUCUCCGUGAAAAUCAAAUCUCAGCACAAUUUGGAGUCUGAACACUUGGAUGAAGGAGAGAUUGCAGUUGCUGACUUUUAAUAAAUCUGCAAACCUUUCAGCACACAUCUUCACUUUUGUCGUUAUGGGUUGGCAAGUGCCGAUUGAUGGACGGAAAAGACAAAGGUAUCCAUUUGCAAUGAAAUCUGUGUGCCGAGACGGAAGGGGUCCGAGUACUAGCACAGCUCACUCUAUAGCCAGGCAUGCUUGAAUUAUGGAGUUACUGUCAGGUACAUUCUGGCCAAUUAAACAAAUUCAAACAAGCCACCAUUGAGGUCCUCUAGGACUGAUUUUGCCCAAAUUCCGAUUUAUACCAACUUUGUGUUCAUUCACUUCUAACCUUCACAGGGCCCGUCGCUGUUGAACGAACGAACGUAUGGAAGUAGAAAGAUGGUUUGUCAAGCUGCUCAGCUCAAAGCCACAUCACAAUGUCUUAUUACCCCCACCAUAGAGGAGAGGCAGAGACAUUUCAAAUUUGUUAUUAAUUUAGGUGGGAUUGAAGGGGGCCACUGCCUCUUCAGCCCCUGUAUGUGUGAGUUCAAUAACAUGACACUCGCUUUCACAUUGUACAGGACUUGAGGGCGGACAGUUUUUUUUCAUUCCUAGCAGCUGCCCCUUAAAACCAUCUUUCUACUUUAAUGAAUAUUUGGGAUGGUUAUGGCAGGUGGCCACCCGGUGCCCGAGUCUGCAUGUGCUCGCACCUUUAUGUUAAAAGGAGUCAAAACUGUGUGAUAUCUCAAGGAAGACAUGCCUAGCAGUAUUACUGUCUCACACGAAACAUAAUCUGGUAUCUUAAUAAAUUAAAUAUUGUAAACCUUGA
This is a messenger RNA of Erpetoichthys calabaricus (reedfish), 6541 nucleotides long. RefSeq names its product family with sequence similarity 8 member A1b (gene fam8a1b). The record is from RefSeq and is a predicted model, not a curated record. The transcript is spliced from 5 exons. The coding region runs from base 185 to 1186 and encodes 333 amino acids. Lineage: Eukaryota; Metazoa; Chordata; Cladistia; Polypteriformes; Polypteridae.